AGGGCACUGACUGCCUCCCGGCCACUCGGCCGCGCCCGAAACAAAAUGUCCCUGAAGUUACCAAGGACCUGGGAUUUCAACCUGAAAGCCGAGGCUGCGAAAAUAGCUCGGUCAAGGAGUGUGAUGACCGGGGAGCAGAUGGCCGCCUUUCACCCACCGUCGGCGCCCAGCCCUCUGGAAAGGCCCAUCAAGAUGGGCUGGCUGAAGAAGCAGAGGUCCAUCGUGAAGAACUGGCAGCAGAGGUACUUCGUGCUGAGGGCGCAGCACCUCUGCUACUACAAGGACGAAGAGGACACCAAGGCACAGGGUUGUGUGUUUCUGCCAGGCAGUACGAUCAAAGAGAUUGCCACCAACCCAGAAGAAGUUGGGAAGUUUGUCUUUGAAGUGGUCCCAGCCUCAUGGGACCAGAGUCGCUUGGGUCAGGACUCCUAUGUCCUCAUGGCCAGCUCUCAGGCAGAGAUGGAGGAGUGGGUGAAGUUCCUCAGGAGAGUCGCUGGCACACCAUCUGGAGCAGUGUUUGGCCAGCGCUUAGAUGAAACUGUGGCCUACGAGCAGAAGUUCGGCCCCCACCUGGUGCCCAUCCUAGUGGAGAAGAGCGCAGAGUUCAUCCUAGAGCACGGCGUGAAUGAAGAGGGCAUCUUCCGUCUGCCUGGGCAGGACAACUUAGUGAAGCAGCUGAGAGAUGCCUUUGAUGCCGGGGAGCGUCCCUCCUUUGAUGGGGACACAGAUGUGCACACAGUGGCCUCUCUGCUGAAGCUCUACCUCCGAGAGCUCCCAGAACCGGUGGUUCCCUGGAGCCAGUACGAAGGAUUCCUACUCUGUGGGCAGCUCAUGAAUGCCGAUGAGGCAAAGGCUCAGCAGGAGUUAAUGAAGCAGCUCUCCAUCCUUCCUCGUGACAACUAUAAUCUCCUGAGCUACCUCUGUAGGUUUCUGCAUGAAAUUCAACUGAGCUGUGCUGUUAACAAGAUGAGUGUGGACAACCUGGCCACUGUCAUUGGUGUGAAUCUCAUCAGGUCGAAGGUUGAAGACCCUGCUGUGAUAAUGAGAGGGACUCCUCAAAUCCAACGAGUGAUGACUAUGAUGAUCAGAGAUCAUGAAGUCCUCUUCCCCAAGUCCAAGGAUGCACUACUGUCACCAUCUGCUCAGAAAAAUGACCCCAAGAAACCCCCAGUGCCCCGAAACUCAGUGGGCUGGGAUGCUACUGAAGACCCCCCAGUUUCCAGGACAGACAGCUUCAGUCACACGGUAAGUGACUCUGAUGCUACUAGCCCCACUGGACCAUGGCCGAGUGACCAGGAGGACUGUGGUAGAAACCUCAGGGAAAAGCCAGGAGAUUGGAAGGUGCAGUCUCGAAAAAGGACUCAAACGCUCCCUAACCGGAAGUGUUUCUUGACAUCAGCUUGGCAAGGUGCCCAUAGCAGCAAAGUGGAGGUCUUUAAAAAUGAGUUCUGGUCAUCGUCUUCUGAGACUAAGGCUGAGGAGGGGCACAGAAGAGCCAUGUCUCAAGACUUACUCCACCUUUGUGACUCCCAGCGGACUUCUACCUAUGACAAUGUCCCCGCCCCAGCAGCAUCCACUGGGAACACAGCAGGUGCGCUCUCUCCUCAUGCCUGUGACUCAAAGACAGAUGCUGUUACUAGCACAGACUCAGAAAUGGGGACUGGAAGGAAGAAUUCUGGAGAUGAAGAACUCAAUUCUUUGCAGAAAAUGGUCCAGCACCUACAGAAGGAAAUAGAAACACAGAAGCAGAUGUACGAGAAGCAAAUUAAAAACCUUGAGAAGGAAAACUAUGAUGUCUGGGCUAAGGUGGUCAGGCUCAAUGAAGAACUGGAGAUGGAAAAGAAGAAGUUUGCAGCUCUGGAAAUCAGCCUCCGGCACAUGGAGCGUUCCCGGGAAGAUGUUGAGAGGAGGAACAAAGUUCUAGAAGAAGAAGUCAAGGAUUUUGUGAAAUCAGUGAAGGAGCCCAAGACCAAAGCUGAUGCUUGAUGGCUGGAGAAGUUCUGCAGGGACAGCCAACUCCAUUCCUUUGCUCUGUGCUACGUUGAACUAGGAGAAAGGUCCCUUUCUAAGAGGGAAAUGGCCCCUUGAAGAAAAAUGUCACAGUCCCCAGAAAAUAAAUCAAUGGGAUUUCCAAAAAUAAGGGUGAUUAGGGACAAACAUUAGCACUUUGGCCACAUAUACUCAAAGGGAUUGUGUUCUUCCACUGUGCUCUUAGGCUGAAUGAACUGGAACCUUCCAUGGUAGAUGACUUAGGCCAGUGGAGACAUGUGAGACAAGUGCCACCUCAGGGCCCAGACAGAGGCUGGGCUAAGGCAUUCAUCCUUUGUUUUCUGUGUGGGAUAACUGGCUUGGCUAGGUGGUUCAGGCCAUAUCUAAGCCACAGGGCAGAAUACACUCAUCUCGCAAGGGCUCACUUGGCGAGGGCUGUGCUGGAGGCAGAAUCCAAACUUAUUAGAGUAGAAUGAAACAAACAAUAAAGUGUAAAAAGAAAAGAAAAACAAGCAGGGCUGGUGCUAGUCCACACACCACCACCAUGGCAGUAGUAAAAGACACUCCUUCUCUGAAGACGUUGUGGCCUUUCCUGGUGCGUGGUUGGGAAACAGGGCCUAGGCUAGAUUCCACACUGGCUUGCUUCUCAGUGGUCCCACCUGUAUCUGGAGGGCCUAGGAGCAAAUGUUUACAACUGUGAAGUGACCUUAAGGACACACUGUAGAUUUGUAUAAUGAAUAGUCAAGGUCAUCUUGAUUUCCUAUUUUAUCAAAAUGCAAGUGACUUUCAGGGGCACGGGGCACUAGACAGCAGCUGUGAGUAAGGCUGUCCCAGCAGACAGCUGACUUGUUCUACAUCGAGCCAGCCUGGCACUGCCCUCGUCAGACACCAGAACCCUGGGUGGGUUGGAUGAGCGUUCAUAGGUUUUGUCACCAUUUUAGUUAUGGGGUAUCCAAGUACUUUUUGACUGUUCACCCAGUGUUGGAGCAUAACCCCCUCAAUGAGGCAUAUUUAUUUAUUUGUUUAUUUAUUUAUAAGUUGCACCUUACCCUGUUUGUAUUUGGGUUUUACUUCCAUGGAUUCAACCAAAGGCUGAUUACAAAACUAUUUUGAGUGAUGGCUGCUUACAGAACAUGCUAGAGAUGAUGCAAAGCACACAGGAAGUGAUGUGUGGGUUCUAUGAAAAUGCCAAUGUAUGUGAGACCUUGGAGUUUUGAGUCUCUUGGCCCUCUUGCAGUCUGUUGUUCUAAUCCUCCCACUGAUUCUGUUGCCACAUACCAUGGCUUCACUAUAUCAUGUGAGUUAGAAAACAUGCAGAGGUUAGGGACUGAGUAGUGAUGAAAUUACAACCAAAGAUUGGGGGAUUUUCCCCAAGGUGGCUUCAUCUCGGAGACCACCUUCCCAGUGGUUAUUGUCUGUACCUGUUUUACACUGUGUGCUUUAUCAUGCCUGGAAGUUACCUGAACUUUAGGAUGCCAUAAUCAAGGGCCUCCAACAUGGUUAGCACAGUGAGAGUUUGCCUCCCCAACACUGCCUCCUCUACUACUCCUCUUCUCUCUCUGCUUUCCUAACUGUGGGCGACCCGCUGUUCCCCUGGCACUCUGUCCCUUAUCAUCACAGAGUGAAAGACAGGAGCGUCAGUGUCCGACCACUCCCAUUUCCUGAAGAUGGUACCGAUGGGGAGACAGCGCAGAGCAUCGUCCUAGGGGCCUGUUUGCAGAAGAUGAUGGGGUAGUUUAGGACAUGAUUAAAAGCAAUAAAACAUUUGAUU
Messenger RNA from Jaculus jaculus (lesser Egyptian jerboa), 3760 nucleotides. RefSeq names its product Rho GTPase activating protein 25 (gene Arhgap25). Gene Ontology annotation, biological process: activation of GTPase activity; phagocytosis, engulfment; actin filament organization. Lineage: Eukaryota; Metazoa; Chordata; Mammalia; Rodentia; Dipodidae. Gene Ontology annotation, molecular function: GTPase activator activity. Gene Ontology annotation, cellular component: phagocytic cup. The transcript has 11 exons. The record is from RefSeq and is a predicted model, not a curated record. The coding region runs from base 46 to 1986 and encodes 646 amino acids.